This is a messenger RNA of Perca flavescens (yellow perch), 971 nucleotides long. RefSeq lists its product as uncharacterized. Bases 104 to 733 code for a protein of 209 amino acids. The transcript is spliced from 3 exons. NCBI's taxonomy places the organism in Eukaryota, Metazoa, Chordata, Actinopteri, Perciformes, Percidae. The record is from RefSeq and is a predicted model, not a curated record.
AAUGCGCCAUCCUGCAUCCUCCUUAGUUGGUUCUACUUUCUGUCUGAGCGGAGAGCUUAACGGUAGCGCAAGAAGAUUUCAGUGAGUAACUGAUGUCCAGUUGAUGAAGUGGAAAUCUGUUGCUGCUUCCUCACGGUUGCUUCUCCGAGUAAUUGUCUCACCUCAGGAAAUAAGGCGCGUCACCCUACAGAAUUUUCCCACCUCUGUUGAUGAGCUAUGUGUUGUACUGCGCAACAGUCUGGCCCUCCGAAGAACCUUCAUCCUACAGUUUGAAGAUCCAGACUUUGGGAAUGAGCUCUGCAAUUUGACAGACAUAAAAGAACUACAAAUGGAACGAGCCACACUGAAAGUUGUGUUUACCUUUUCUGAACCAGUUUCUGACUCAACAUUAGAUACUGCAAGCAUUGGAUCCCCAAGUAGUUCUGAUUCAGCAGAGUGGCCUGACCCUUUUGUCAUUCCAGCUUUUUCACAUGAUGUUGAUCUUCAGCUGAGGGCAGCAAAUGAUGCUCAUGCCAAAGAUGGAACUGUGAUGGUCAUCUCAAAGAGUGUGAAGAGUGACAUACUGGAUAGACUAGCUGAUGUCAUAUCCAAAAUCACGGCUUAUCCAAGUAAAGACCACUAUGAAAGUGUAGCCAAAGCUCUUGUUGCAAAGCACCCUUGUUUCAUGGAGCCAGGGUCGGGUAAAGGAUGGUAUUGCUGGGUAUUCAGCUUGAGAUUCAUUUAUGUCUACUAAAACUAGGAUUCUCGUUUAAUAUUACAUUAGUAAUGUGCAUACUACUAAUCUAAUUACUUUAGUGUGCAGGACACAAACCAAAACAAAAGAACUGCUGCCCUACUCGGUCUUACCUGCUAUCUUUCAGAGGAUUCUUCCAACAUAAUCAGGAUGUGUGAUGUAAGUGACAUUGUAUUUACACAUUUCACAGUAUACAGUUAAAUACAGUACACUUUAUGUUGAAAUGUGAUUCAGGUAA